This is a messenger RNA of Spinacia oleracea (spinach), 1365 nucleotides long. Its product is annotated as expansin-A20. Gene Ontology annotation, biological process: plant-type cell wall organization. The coding region runs from base 357 to 1148 and encodes 263 amino acids. The record is from RefSeq and is a predicted model, not a curated record. NCBI's taxonomy places the organism in Eukaryota, Viridiplantae, Streptophyta, Magnoliopsida, Caryophyllales, Amaranthaceae. Gene Ontology annotation, cellular component: extracellular region. The transcript is spliced from 3 exons.
GCCCUACUACUGAGCUACUGAUGAAUUGAUGAUAGUACAUUGAUACCUUCUCCUCAAAAGAAGAGUUGAAAUUUCUUCCUUUCAAGUUUCAAGUAUAAAACCCCAGAAAAAACCCCAAAUUAUUUCUUGUCACCUUGUGUCUGCCACCUCAAGAAAAGCUGUUGCUGCUCCUAAAAUGUACUCUAAAUUACUAAUUAAUCAAGUUCUUAACCCAGAAAAAUCCCACUUUUUUUGACUCAUUAUUACAACCAUCCCCCUUUUCCUGAACCUCAAAUUCGAGAAAACGCUCUUUUUCUCUCAAAAAGCUCUCAUUAAUCCCUAAGAAUAGAUAAAGAACAUACCUUUCUCUCUCAAAAAUGAGGAACUCCCUUCAAUUAGCUGCAUUUUUCUGCUUUAUUUUACUGCAAACCUCCAUUUUUACUGCUUUAAGUUAUGAUGAUUUUGAACCUCCAGAUGAUGAAUGGGAGUCUGCUACUGCUACUUAUAUCAAAGAAGCUAACGGGUCUAUCAUUACAGAAGGGGCAUGUGGGUAUGGUGACCUUCACAAGACAGCAUAUGGAAAUUAUGGAACAGGAUUAAGCACAAUAUUGUUCAACAGAGGGAGUAGUUGUGGAGCUUGUUAUGAGGUGAGGUGUGUUGAUCAUAUAAGAUGGUGUGAGCCUGGGAGUCCUUCAGUUGUUGUUACUGUCACUGAUUUCUGUGCUCCAAACUAUGGUCUUUCUACUGAUUAUGGUGGCUGGUGUAACUUCCCUCGCCAACAUUUGGAAAUGUCUGAAGCUGCUUUUACUGAAAUUGCUGUCAAAUCUGCUGAUAUUGUUCCAAUUCAGUACAGGAGGGUGGAGUGUGAAAGAGAUGGUGGGAUGAAGUUCACGAUAACUGGAAACGCCAAUUUUUACCAAGUACUCAUAACAAAUGUGGGAUUGGAUGGAGAAGUAACAGGAAUGAAAAUCAAAGGGUCAAGAACAGGGUGGAUCCCAAUGGCAAGAAACUGGGGACAACUUUGGCAAUGUAAUAUCAAUCUCAAAGGCCAAUCUUUGUCUUUUGAGGUCACUACUAGCAGUGGGAAAUCAGUGACUUCUUACAAUGUGGCUCCUGGAAACUGGCAAUUUGGUCAGAUCUUUGAAGGCAAACAAAUUUACAAUUAUUAGCUCAAAAUUAUUGGAAACUGUUUGGUUGUUGCAUUUUGAGCUUAUUUGGCUUCAAAGAGGCCUGAAUUUUGUAAACUAAACAAAGUCCUCCCUCUGUAAUCUCGGAAAAACCCAGAAAAGAUUACGGGAAGAACAAAAAGAUAAGGAGAAAGGGAAUAUCAAUGAAUUGAACUUGUGGUAAUUAAAUGAAAAUCUAUUGAUUAACUCAACUUUACAA